AUGGCCUCAGGUCCAUCUAUGCCUUUUGAAAUAAAGUAUGCCAAAGCAUCUGACCUCAGUGCCUUCGUGAGCGUUGAAAUUUGCUCUUUUCCCUCGUCCAAUUAUAUGCGCAGCACGUAUAAGGGAUGUGAUCCAUUGGCAGUUCACAAAUUCAAAACGGUGUCUUCCCUCGAGUAUUUCGCCAAGUCCGAGUGCCAUAUUCUAGCAGGUGUCGACUCUAAAGCCGGUGAUAUCAUCGCAUACUGCCGCUGGAAUAUACCAGCUAUUUACGGGUUCGAAAGAGGUGUGGGCACAAGUCUGAACAAUGAUGCGCAAGCGCGAAUGCAGAAUAUGUGGGCGUAUGCCCCAAAGUUGAAUAAGGGUAUCUACACGUUCUACGAGGAAAUGUCCUUGAACUACUCUGCGUCUUACCAGAAUACCAAAGAAUUGGAAUAG
Molecule: messenger RNA, 435 nt
Organism: Penicillium brasilianum
Lineage: Eukaryota; Fungi; Ascomycota; Eurotiomycetes; Eurotiales; Aspergillaceae
Source: the annotation of a GenBank genome assembly